GUCUGUGUCUGUCUGUCUGUCUGUCUCGGUUGGAUGCUCAGACACCCGUUCCGGUGGGGGAGGGGGAAUGGACAGGGGGUGGGGCUGGAGACCCAGGAGUAUGGGCGGCGGGCGGGAUCUGGUCUGCUCACCCCCAAACUGGGGAAGGGGAACCGCAUCGCUUCCGCUGGAGCCUCGUGAAAUGCACAGGCCCCUUCCCCAAAGAAGAUUCUUCUGGGCGCCAAGUAUGUGUCAAGCCUGGGCCGAGUAUUUGGCAUGCGUUGUCUUCUUGCAGCUUGCGGGGAGAAGGGGGUGAUAGUCCCCAUUUUACAGAGCAAGAAGCUGAGGCUCAGAGAUGGCAAGUGACUCACCCAAGGUCACACAGCCGGGAUCCAAACAUGCCACCACCCCCCACCCCCGGCCCCGCCACCAGGGCUCCAUCUUCCCUAAGUCCCGGUGUGCUUGGAGAUCUCUGGAGGGGGCGGGGUGGGGGGAGGGGAUCCUCAGGCCUCCUGAGGGAGGGAUCACUGCUGAGAGGAAGCUUGCUGUCCUUGAGGACCCCGCGGUGAUCUUUACGCUGCCGUGACACUUUCCCUCCUUUCCUAGCUGGUCCCAGCCUUGGUGGACCCCAGAAGAGGCAGGUCGAGGCAGCAUGGGGGCCUGCCUUCUGAACUCCCUGAGUGCUCUGAUGGUAGAAAAUGAUGCAGAGGUCUCCAGAAUGACUUCAAGAGCACCACCCCUCUCUCCUUCUCUGUCAUUCUUUGAUUCUCCUCUUCCUGAAUUUCUCUCACUCUAUCUCCCUAUUGCCACAUCUCUGACUUUCGGCGUCUGUUUCUGUCUUUCUUAAUCCUCCCUCUCUCUGUGUCUCUCUAUCUCCGUCUCCCUGGCCUUCUCUUGCCUUUCUGCACCUCUCUCUCUUCCCGCCCCACGUCCCUGUCCCUAUCUCUCUUUUCCCCUCCCCCCAGCCUGCCAGGCUCCAGACCCUGGCUUCCCUUGCAGAUCCCAUCCCCAAGCCUGUGUGUGGUCAGAGCUUCCCGUUUGGGGAAACCUGAGCCAUGGCGGCGGGGGAGGGGGCUCUCCCUGCUGCUGACCUCCACUGCCCCCUCCCCAGAUGGGGAAUGGGGAGGAGGAUUGACGCCAGACUCCGGGGCUGCACGCACAGCCCCUCCCCCGACCGGGAGUGGGACCCUGCACAUUCUUCUCUGGAAACAGAAACAGCUGUGGGAGGCCCCACCCCCUCCCAAAGUUAGAGACGCGUUGUGGGGGCCUUCACCAGCUCACCCCCCACCCCAAGCUGGCUGGGCUAGGGAAGGCACCUCCCACCCCACGUACGAGGAGAGGGAGAGAGCAUGGGGAUGGGCGAGCUGUGUCCUUCCUUCCUGUCCCUCAGUCCCUCUGUCUGCCUCAGUCUCCCCUCUCUGCCCUUCAGCUUCCCUAUCCCUGCCGCUGAGUCUCCCCCCUUCUCUGCCCCUCUGUCUACCCCGCCCCCCAGGAGGUGGUAGUGGAGAGGCCUCAUCCCCCCCACACUCUCCAGGCAAAGCUCCGUCCCAGCGUCAGGGAGGAGGCGGUGGCAGGCAGCGGGAGGAAGGCAGCGGCGGGAGGGGAGGAACAGAGAAGCGCUAAAUAUAAACUCCUCUGCGGUUGGGGGUUCCUGGGUCCUUCUGAAGAGGGUGUGGGUCCCUCCUCUGAUCGCUGAGCCUCUCUCUUAUGAUGCUAACCCCUCCCGCCCCGCACCCCCCUACCAAGGAAUACACUCCCUUUGGAGCUGGACUUGAUUCGUUCCUAAUAGGAGUAGUGGGGACGCAGGUAAAGACCAGGGACAUCUCAGAGAAAAGAGGUGAGAAUCCUGGAUGGGGGUAGGAGUUCUGUUCUCUCCCACCAAGAAAAAGGGUCCCCUUCCAGCAAGAAGGACUUAAGUUAGACUUGCAAAAGGACUUCCAAAUAGCGAUAAAGGGAACUGGAUACAGACUAGGGGCAUGUGAGCAGCGGGGAACAAAGGUCUGGAAAAGUUUGGGCCAAGGGGUCUCCAGGGGUCUUAAUCACACGCGUGUUAAACCUGCUUGAAAACAAACAAACAAACAAACAAACAAAAACCCUGCUUGAACUGGACGGCCACAGACGGCCGGCAGAAGGGCUUGCAAAAAAAAGGGGGUGGGGGGACUGAGGGGCAUUGUGGGUACAUAGGGAGCAGGAUUCAGACCAAGGUCCUUCUGGUCUUUUUUUUUUAAUAGAGAUUUUAUUUUAUUUAUUUAUUUAUUUAUUUAUUUAUUUAUUUAUUUAUUUAUUUAUUUGACAGAGAAAGAGAGAGAGAGGGAACACAAGCAGGGGGGGUGGGAGAGGGAGAAGCAGGCUCCCGACUGAGCAAGGAGCCGGACCUGGGACCCGAUGCAGGACCUGAUGCGGGGCUCCAUCCCAGGACCCAAUACAGGAUCAUGACCUGAGUCGAAGGCAGAUGCUUAAUGACUGAGCCACCCAGGCACCCAUCGCUUUGCUCCUGGAAGGGAGGGGGUCAAACUUACAAACAAUGGGAGCGUGUAGACUUGGGGUGGUGUUGGAGGGCCCAGGCAUGGGGGAAGAGGAGCCCUUGCCUCUCUGUCCCCCUAAGUCCUCCUCUUCCCUACAGAGCAAAAACUGAAAUUAGGCCUGCAGAACCUACCCCCCGAAUCCAUCCUUUUAUAUUUAUUUUUAAUUACACAAGUAAAACAUGACUUUAUAUUUUCCUUGUUAAGAAAUUCAUAGCUUUCGUGUAAUAAUAAAAGCUAGCAAUUAUUAAGAGCUUAAAGGGAACUGCUGUUUUAAGUCAUAUAAUCCUCACAACACCCUGUGAGGGAGGGAGUUGAAUGACGCCAUGUUACAGACAGGAAACCAGGGCCCAGGGAGGGGGAGUAACCUGCUAAAGAUCACACAGGAUCUCCUCUGAGAUCACCACCACUGUCACCUUGGCGUGAGUCCCUCCAGACCUCUUACCAAUGCAUCUACUUGUAGGACGAGCUUACAUGCCAAGAAACGUAGGGUUUUGUUUUGCUUCUUGCAAAUUCCCGUCUCUUGGUUGAGGUCCCAGAGAUAAUGCCAGUGGUUCUCAAAGUGUGGCCGCUGGACUAAGCAGCAUACCGCGGAACUUGUAAGCUAUGCAGAUUCUUGGGCUCCAGACUGGAAUCAGAAGCUCUGGAGGUGGGACCCAGGCCCUUCAGGAGGCCUUGCCUGGGCUCAUCUGGGACCUGGGCCAGCAACUGGGAGACCUGAGCCUGGAGUCUGGGGGUCUGGAACAGGAGAGCGGGCGCAGCUCAGGCUUCUAUGAAGACCCCAGCUCCACAGGAGGUCCAGACUCACCACCCUCUACCUUCUGUGGGGACAGUGGCUUCUCUGGAUCUGGCUCCUAUGGACGCCUGGGUCCCUCUGAACCCCGGGGCAUCUAUGCCAGCGAGAGGCCCAAGUCCCUAGGAGACGCCAGUCCCAGCGCUCCAGAGGCGGUGAGCGCUCGGGCAGCCGUGCCGCGAUCCUACUCGGCGCCCUACCCGACGGCAGCGGGCCCUGCGGGCCCGGAGGCCUGCUCCUCCGCCGAGCGGCGGGCCCGCGCCGGGCCCUUCCUGACGCCCAGCCCCCUGCACGCCGUGGCGCUGCGCAGCCCGCGGCCCUGCGGCCGGCCUCCCGCGGACUCGCCGGACGCCUCGGGUGCGGGGCGGCCCCUGGACGGCUACAUCUCGGCGCUCCUGCGCAGGCGCCGCCGCCGGGGGGCGGGCCAGCCCCGGACCAGUCCCGGGGGCGCGGACGGCGGCCCGCGGCGCCAGAACAGCGUGCGCCAGAGGCCGCCCGACGUGUCCCCGCCCCCCGGAGGCGCGCGGCCCGCGCCCGAGCCCCCGGUGGAGCGCGCGGGGGGCCGUCCCGCCAGCCCGGCCGCCUUAGGCCGCGCCUGGGCCCCGCCGUGGGAGCCGGAGCCGGCGCCCGAGCCCGCCGCGCCGCCCGCCGCUCCCUCGCCCCCCGACAGCCCGGCCGAGGGUCGCCUGGUGAAGGCACAGUACAUCCCGGGCGCGCAGGCCGCCACCCGCGGCCUCCCCGGCCGCGCGGCGCGCCGCAAAGCGCCACCACUGACCCGCGGCCGCAGCGUGGAGCAGUCCCCGCCCCGGGAGCGUCCCCGGGCCGCCGGCCGCCGCGGACGCAUGGCGGAGGCCUCGGGCCGCCGGGGCUCGCCCAGGGCUCGCAAGGCCGCGCGCUCCCAGUCCGAGACCAGUCUGUUGGGCCGCGCGGCCGCCGUUCCUCCGGGGCCCCCCAAGUACCCCACGGCUGAACGGGAAGAGCCUCGGCCGCCGAGGCCCCGCCGCGGCCCCGCGCCCACGCUCGCGGCGCAGGCCGCGGGGUCCUGCCGCCGCUGGCGCUCCACGGCCGAGAUCGACGCGGCGGACGGGCGCCGCGGCCGCCCCCGAGCCCCGGCGGCCCGCGGCCCCGGGCCCGGCCCGUCGCCGUCGGCUCCUCAGCGCCGUCUUCUCUACGGCUGCGCGGGCAGCGACUCGGAGUGCUCGGCCGGGCGCCUGGGGCCCCUUGGACGCCGGGGGCCCGCAGGCGGCGUGGGCGGCGGCUAUGGGGAGAGUGAGUCGAGCGCCAGCGAGGGGGAGUCGCCGGCCUUCAGCUCCGCAUCCAGCGACUCAGACGGCAGCGGUGGCCUGGUGUGGCCGCAGCAGCUGGUGGCGGCCACCGCAGCCUCUGGGGCAGCGGGUGGUGCAGGUGGAGGGGCGCCCGCGGGCCCCGCCAAAGUCUUUGUGAAGAUCAAGGCUUCCCACGCACUCAAGAAAAAGAUACUGCGUUUCCGUUCGGGUUCUCUCAAGGUCAUGACUACCGUGUGAGUUUGGGAGUUUGCUCGGGCUCCCCCUUCAUGGCCUCUGCACCGCCACACUCCCAGUCACCGACCCUUCCAUACCUCCCUUCCAAAGACCACCAUUUUCUCUGCUUCCAAAGACCCUUCCUCACUGCCCCCCAUCCACUGCAAGUCUUGGUUGAAAAGGCUCCCCCUCCACCAUAGGGAGGAAUGGGGGAGGAGCCCUGUUUGACCCAGUUCAGCUGCUGGCUCUGCAGCCUAUGGGCAAGAAAGUUCCCUUUGUCUGGGCCUCACUUUCCUCAUCUGUACUAUGGGUGUACUAUGGUAUGCAGAAGGGGUAAUUCAGUUUGAAUUUCCCCAUUUUAGUUUAGACACUUAGUCCGUUUGUUCCCGUUCACUUCUGUCACUGAACCCUCUUACUCCUCCUUUCCAUGCCCAGAUACGGUGUCCUUCCCCACCCCCCAUUCACAAAGUGCCCCCGUCCAUGUCCCUGGAUUCUUAGGAUAUCCCCUUGGCACCAUGGUCAGAGAUUCUGUGUCUGACCCAGGUGGUGCUUGCAGAGUGCCCUGGGAAAGGAAGGAGCACUGACUCUGGGGUUUUGAGGGUCAAGUAGGAGGUGGUAACACCUGGAAAGAAACACUCUUUCACCUCUAUCCCUGGACAAUUAUGGCGGAUUAGGAGGUAGAAGAGGGGAAGGAAGAUGGCUUCUAUCUCGUGCCCCCUUGCUCCCCAGCUGAGGGAGUUCAGGGAGCCCAGGAAGACCCUCAACUGUUCCAAUCCAGUAUUUUUUCUUUUUUAAAAUUACUGUAUUUAUUAUGACGAUGGUGACUCCCCAGUGCACAGGGGGGCCAGACUGUGUGUUUCUCUAACCUCUUUGUAAAUAAAUGCACAAUGUUA
Messenger RNA from Mirounga angustirostris (Northern elephant seal), 5686 nucleotides. RefSeq names its product dishevelled binding antagonist of beta catenin 3 (gene DACT3). The coding region runs from base 3108 to 4817 and encodes 569 amino acids. The transcript is spliced from 4 exons. Lineage: Eukaryota; Metazoa; Chordata; Mammalia; Carnivora; Phocidae. Gene Ontology annotation, biological process: negative regulation of canonical Wnt signaling pathway. Gene Ontology annotation, cellular component: cytoplasm. The record is from RefSeq and is a predicted model, not a curated record.